AAAGAUCUCACAUUGCAUAGCGUUGACUUUUCGUCAGCUUAAUCCCUGAGCCAUGUCUCCUCCCAUCGUGCCUCCAAUGGGGGUAGACGGCGUAUCCGCAUACCUGAUGAAGAAAAGGCACACUCACAGGAAGCAGCGGCGCAAGCCCACUUUCCUGACUCGUAGGAACAUUGUGGGCUGCCGCAUUCAACACGGCUGGAAGGAAGGCAACGAGCCCGUGGAGCAGUGGAAGGGCACUGUGCUAGAGCAGGUUUCCGUGAAGCCCACUCUUUACAUCAUUAAAUAUGACGACAAAGAUAGCGUGUAUGGACUAGAACUGCACCGAGAUAAGAGAGUUUUAGCGCUAGAAAUCCUUCCUGAGAGAGUGCCAACUCCUCGCAUCGAUUCACGCCUGGCAGAUUCCCUGAUUGGUAAGGCAGUAGGGCAUGUAUUUGAAAGUGAGCACGGUACCAAGGAUGAAUGGAAGGGUAUGGUUCUGGCGCGAGCCCCUGUGAUGGAUACUUGGUUUUACAUCACCUAUGAGAAAGAUCCUGUUUUGUAUAUGUACACGCUGCUGGAUGACUACAAAGAUGGUGACCUGCGCAUCAUUCCAGAUUCCAACUAUUAUUUCCCUACCGCAGAACGUGAACCUGGAGAGGUAGUAGACAGCCUUGUGGGCAAACAGGUGGAGCACGCCAAAGAUGACGGGUCCAAGAGAACCGGCAUUUUCAUACAUCAGGUGGUGGCCAAGCCCUCUGUUUACUUCAUUAAGUUUGAUGAUGAUAUUAACAUUUAUGUCUAUGGUUUGGUAAAAACUCCCUAAAUUUAUCAUGCUCUUUGCAAAAGUUGUGGAACUAUUAGAUGUAAAUUAUUUUGUGUUCUUGUAGAACUUUGAGAACAGUUUUGGUGUC
Nycticebus coucang (slow loris) is the source of this 890-nucleotide messenger RNA. RefSeq names its product spindlin family member 4 (gene SPIN4). Gene Ontology annotation, cellular component: cytosol; nucleoplasm. The transcript has a single exon. The record is from RefSeq and is a predicted model, not a curated record. Gene Ontology annotation, biological process: regulation of DNA-templated transcription; gamete generation. Lineage: Eukaryota; Metazoa; Chordata; Mammalia; Primates; Lorisidae. Bases 53 to 802 code for a protein of 249 amino acids.